Molecule: messenger RNA, 1092 nt
Organism: Stereum hirsutum FP-91666 SS1
Lineage: Eukaryota; Fungi; Basidiomycota; Agaricomycetes; Russulales; Stereaceae
Exons: 6
Coding region: 111-1010 (299 amino acids)
Biological process (GO): potassium ion transport; proton transmembrane transport
Cellular component (GO): mitochondrial inner membrane
Source: RefSeq, a predicted model, not a curated record
CGCGUUGCUGCUUGGCGUUAUUGGAGUGCUCGCCACAGCACGACCUUCUGUUUUGUAUCCUUUACCACUAGACAUCUGUUUCGUAUUUAUCGCUCUGCUUGCUGUCCGUAAUGUCUAUGGUACCCAUGAAAAAACUGUCUAUGCGAAUCAUCGCGCUGCCGUUGACCACUACAGUUCACAACACGAAACUCACUUCGCACGCACCAUCGCCUCUCGUCUACUACCAUUUCCAAACUCCACCUCCACCAGAAGGUCAGCAGCAAAGCUGGCCAAAAUGGGCACAGUUGAAAGCGUCGGGGAUCUGGGCAGGCUUUGGAAAGGCGCCGCCGACGAACUGGAAGUUCAAGGUUUUCACUUACGGAGAACGAAUAAUGGACCGUGUAGAGUUUGAGGAAUUGGCUUUGAACGGUCUCGAUCCCUCUCUCGGUCCAAGUCUCUCGAAACUAGCAGGAGCACCUGGGAAAGAACAGAAGAAAAUCACAAUACCACUUAUACACCCAAAAUCCACCGGCUCGGCAACCAUUAAAGAACUAGAAGCAUUGGUUGCACGACGGUCACCAAAGCACCUCAGAGGAGCUUGGACAUGGGCCAUCAUUGCGCCCUUCACUGCUCCGUUCAUGAUCGUUCCUAUCAUACCAAAUCUUCCGUUCUUCUUUUGUGUCUGGCGUGCGUGGUCUCACUACAAAGCAUAUCGGGCGUCUGAAUACCUCCAUACUCUCAUGAAGGCAGGCUACAUCGUGCCUGAGCCUUCACGCCAUCUAGACGAGAUAUACGUUGCGCACGCUCCGCCACUACCGCCUGCUGCCUCACGCACCGAAGCACUGAACAAAGCAACAAAACCGGAUGCUUCUAAAGGCGACGAACUUCCUCACGAGCCACAAGUCCUGCUCACUCGAAAGGCCGUCCCACCAAUUUUGUCGUUGUUCGACCUCCCGCUAUCCUCUUCUCGAGAUAUCUACAGGGCAAUAGAGCAGGCAAAGCUAAGGAUCGAACGAGGGCAAUAUAAAUGAGGUCCGUUGAGUACUGGCGUCGCCUGCUGUGGCUCAUGGAGAAGAUCGGCAUGCCUAUUGUAAUUCCGCCGCUAAUACACGC